UUGACUGCAUUGCUUGACAUCAACACAACUCUUCAUGGUUCCCUUCUACUACGCUCUAAACUAUUGGUACUUUAAGAUACAAAAUGAGUUUUUAACAUAAUGUUAAUUGGUACUUUAAGAUACAAAAUGAGCUUUUAACAUAAUGUUAAACCGUAUAGUUCAGUUUGUAUCACAAAUAAAUUUCUACAUUUAUGUUUGUGAUACAAGUUUAGUCUGUAGCAUAACAUAAAAGUACAAAUUCAGUUUGUAUAAAAUUGUAAAAAAACUACAUAUACAAACUAAAUUUAUACAGGAACAUCAAAAUUUGCAAGUUUUAAUUUCUACCUUAAAUGAUUUUUUUCACAAUUCUAAUAUUAAUUCAAAAGACAUCAAUUGGAAAACCCUACAAAUCCACAACCACAAGUCUUGCCAUUUGCCGAGGACCCGGAUGGAAGAGCUCGAAGACUGGUGUAUUCUAACCCUCUGUCUUCUCCACCUGUCGUCGGGUUUGUUUGGUUCUCGUGGUUCUCGGCGGGAUGGGCUCGACAUUCGGCAUGGGAAGGGAGGUUUGGUGGUGGUUCUCCUCCGAUUCUCGUCUUCCGGGUCGGAUGGGUGCAUGUUCCAUGACUUAAUUCGGGUUGGUGGCGGCGACGGGUCAGGUGCGGGGCGGAGCACAGUCGCGGCGGUGGAGGAGACUUUGAGGGGGCACAUUGCGGUUAGGGUUUGGGAGAGACCCAGAUCUGUUUUGGCUCUUGGCCUGAACCCUAUUGGGCUCUCGGGUUUUUCUUUUGGGCCUCUUUUUUUGGGUUUCUUUUCAUGUCUUAUCUGCUGGUUUGCUUGUACACUUCCCUUUGUGGGCUUGGCCCAAUCGUUUAUUUAAUGAACACAUCUUUCAAAAAAAAGGUCUUGCCAUUUGCCGCGUGGCAGUAGUAGAAGAAAGUCAGAAACCAACAAAUGCGUAUUUGAUUUUUCUAAAGCAAUCCUUAACCAAUACGCCAUCGUUUUCUUCUUAAACCACUCAAUUCCUCAACUACAAUUAGUCAAGUAAUCAAGCUCCAGAAGGACCGACCCAAAAAGAAACCGAGACAGACGGAAACACAUAGCCAAUGCCGUGGAAGACCGCCGCCGCCGCCGCCGCCUCUCCGGCGGAAUCCUCCGUCCCCUACACCGCCCUCCCCGCCGUCUACCCUCAGAACGUGAUCGUCCUCCCUUACUACCGCCCUCACCGACCAAGCCCAACCCUCCUCUUCCUCCGCCGCUGCUCCGCCUUCACCGCCGUCGUCCUCCUCCUCUCCGCCGCCCUCUUCUUCCUCUACCCUUCCGACCCGGAAAUCACGGUCGUCCGGGUCGGGCUCAACCACAUCCAAGUCCAUUCCUCGCCGAAGCUCACGCUCGACGUCUCCUUGUCCCUCACCGUCAAGGUCCGGAACCCUGAUUUCUUCUCCCUCGACUACGAUUACCUCUCCGUCUCGAUCGGGUACAGAGGGCGGCAGCUCGGCGUCGUGAGGUCGAUCGGUGGCACCGUGAAGGCCAGGGGUUCGUCGUACGUUGACGCGGCGCUUAAUUUGAACGGGCUCGAGUUCUUCUUGGAUGCCUUCUACUUGCUCGAGGAUUUGGCCAAGGGAGUCGUCCCUUUCGAUACGACGACCACGAUCAGCGGCGAUCUUGGGCUCUUGUUCUUCGAGAUCCCCAUCGAGGGGAAAGUAUCCUGUGAUGUUUAUCUGAGUACAAGCAACCAGACUGUUGUGCGGCAAAAUUGCUACCCUGUGGUAAGGAACUCUGAUUCCUUUGUGGCUUUGUGAUCUCUUGGUUUACAUCGUAGUGAACCAACUCGAAAGGAAAGUGUGUGUGUGUGCUUCGUUAGUUGCUAUAUCAUUGCAUCAUUCAUGCUGUAUAUAUGGAAACGCACAAACAAACAAGGCUGAGAACAUAGACGUCAAUCAUCAGGAUUGCAUCCAUUGAUCUGUUUUGGAAGAGUAGCAUUCAAAAUCGGAAACAGUCUUCACAUAUCUGCUAUAUCUUGAACCGACGAUUCCAACAUUCGUUCUUUUUCUCCCUACAUUGUUUGUUCUAUAUUUUUCCGUUGUCAACUUCACUGAUCACUUGAUCCAUUCCUACUUCCUCCUGUGCAACUCUGUCAGUGACCUCAGAAGCUUGGAAUCAGACAGCACAACGCUUGUUAAACCCCCCCAGGUAUAUAUGGUGUAAUGUUCGUGAAUCCUGAUCCUUGUAUCGCGUAUUGGAUAGAAGAGCGAAUUCCGGCUUCUCCUUCAGCCAGAGGCUUCACGUAUUGUGCAGGUGUGUUAUUAGAGACUUUCAAGUCGUAAUCAAGCUUUGUGUUUCACUACCUGCUGACAACCAACUUCAGUCGGAUUGGAAGCUAACUGAUGCGUAUUACAUGAACACAUUAUCCUGUACAUAUACUGAAUUACUCAUAGCUGAUCCCAUCAGCGAAGUUUGUUACGUUGUGUAAGUAGCAGAAUUGUUGUCCUCCUUCUCAAGGAAUCACGGGUUACAAAUUUUUGUCGAUCCUCUUUGUUAAAGAUGUAUUUUGUUAGAACUUAGAAGUCUUCAGUGUUGUAGAUUGCCGAUUGAGGCCUUUUUUGGCAACAUCACAUGCUUCAUGGUUCUUCGCCGGAAUGAUAUUUUUUUCUUUCUCUUCACGGGAUCAGAAUGAGUCCUUUUUUCACAAAGGAGAAGCUGGAAAGCAAGAUUACAUCAAUUUGAAUUGGGGGUUCAGCACUCCACUUUGUGUUGGAUCGUUGGAAAAUGGGUUCAUGAAUUAUUGCAGUAUCGGAAUAAAGUGUAAUAUGGCGCCAACUCUGGUUCUGAUCCUAAUUUUCUGACAAUUGGUGACCAGAAUAUGGCAUCCAUUCAAAAAAGAAUGCCGGCGAUUCAACUUGCCAACAUGCAAAUUCUUCUAUUCCCUGCAUUUGGAACCUUAUUCCUUCCUUCUUAAAAAAGCCCCUUUAGCUAAAAGUCAUCUCCAUUGCCAAUCAACCCACAAAACUUCC
Messenger RNA from Linum trigynum, 2993 nucleotides. The record is from the annotation of a GenBank genome assembly. NCBI's taxonomy places the organism in Eukaryota, Viridiplantae, Streptophyta, Magnoliopsida, Malpighiales, Linaceae.